AUGCACCUCGAAGUUGCUGGCGACCUGUCUACGGCUAGUUUCCUCUCUGCCUUACGCAGGUUCAUCGGCUACCGUGGAAUACCGUCCGAAAUGCAUUCGGACAAUGCCAAAAACUUUUCUGGGGCCCGCAAUGAAUUGAAAGCACUAUACGAUAUGCUGAACAAGCCGCUCAGUUACUCUGUCAUCAGCAAGGAACUCUCUCAACAGGGCAUAAAAUGGCAGUUCAUUCCCCCGCGCGCUCCCAACUUUGGAGGAUUAUGGGAGGCCGCAGUGCGCUCCGUAAAAACUGCUCUGAAAAAAGUAGUCGGUCUGCAUAAAUUGUCUUACGAAGACUUCACCACACUGUUGGUGCAAAUCACCGUUACACUGAACUCCAGACCUCUGUCGCCUCUAUCCGAUGACCCCACUGAAUUCGAAGCCCUUACCCCCGCUCAUUUCUUAAUUGGUUCAGUCAUGAAAGCUCUUCCUGAGUCCAAUCUGACGAACAUUCCCACAAACCGUCUUGACCACUACAAGCAAACCCAGCACAUGUUCUAG
Molecule: messenger RNA, 537 nt
Organism: Armigeres subalbatus
Lineage: Eukaryota; Metazoa; Arthropoda; Insecta; Diptera; Culicidae
Exons: 1
Coding region: 1-537 (178 amino acids)
Biological process (GO): DNA integration
Molecular function (GO): nucleic acid binding
Source: RefSeq, a predicted model, not a curated record